CGUCUUUUCCCUUUUCCGGCAAGAGGGUCUCCGCCACCACUUACGACUGCGAUUUGCUUUUGUUGCUGCUGUUACGUGAACCGGAAUCAAUUGGAGGAAGUCCUCUUCUUGAGGGUUGUUUAUUCACUCUGGUUUUAAAUUUUUUUAGAUGAUGGAUAUUGCCAUUGACGAGCUUCAGAUAAAGAAAGAUGCUUCAGAGAGUUUGACUACAGCUGAAUCCCAAGCUCCUUGCAGUGACCGUCCCAUGUUUUGGACUAUAUGUCCAUUUUGUGCUGUUAGGUACAGAUCCCACAGAAGCCUUCUCAACAAACCGAGCCGGUGUCAAUCUUGCUACAUCAAAUUCAUUGGGGAGGAAGUCCCUGUUAUAGGCGCUACACCGGAGAUUAAACCAAGUCAAAACCAUGUUGCUAGGCCUAGGAGCAAUUUGGUUGCAUUGAAACCCAAGAAACAGCCUCAGCCGCAGAAACCUCAGUCCCCAGAUCCUUCCAGUGGCAUUCCAAAGUUUUGGACCAUGUGCCCGUUCUGUACCGUCAGGUACAGAUUACAUAGGCGGGACUUUCUCAACAAGCCGACUAGUUGUCAGUCUUGCAAGAUGAAGUUCACUGCGAUUGAAUCCCCUGUUCAAGGCCAUCCACCAGGGAAAAUAUCAAGUCAGAAAACUCUGCCUACUAUGGAGAAAACUAGGUUGAGUCAAAACCAUGUUAGUACGAGCAAUUUGGCUAAAUCAACACCCACGAACCAGCUUCAGCCUCUAAAAGCUCAACCUCAAACAGUUCCAUUCAGAUCUCGUCCAAGCUUUUGGACCAUGUGUCCUUUCUGUGAGCACAAGUUUAUUUUUCUGAGAAAAUAUAUCAACAAAUGGCUCAAUUGUCUGAUAUGCAAGAAGAAGUUCAAUGCGGUUGAAGGGAAUUUCUCCUUGCUCCAACCAAAAACAGUCCCAAGUAAGAAUCCAGGUACACAUUUCUCUGGAAAGGAAAGUUUCCAAGGUUUGAGCUGUGUUGAGAAGGUUGGUGAGAAGAGAAAGAGGGAUGAGUAUGGUGAAAGUUGCAAUACUGAAAAUCGCAGCAAGUCUGAAAAGGUUAUUGUCAAAUUAAGUGAAGAUGGGAGUAGAAGAGUGUCGGAUGAUAUUGGAAAUGCAGGAGAGGAGUCAGGAAGCGGAAAGGAACACUAUGAGGUUCAUAUUUGCAAAGAAACAUUGCCAAAUACCAUUAAAAGAAAUUCUCAGGUGCGACCUGCAAUGAGGAUCUCUCAGAAUCUCAAGGUAGAUAAUAACUCUGGAUUUUUGGAUACAAGUUCAGAAGUUGCAGUACAACUAACGACUUCUGAAUGUGCUGGUCCAAAGUGUAACAACAUUAGGAGUGAUUUGCUUGCGUCGACAUCCAAGAAGCAGCAAGAAAAAGCUCAUGCUUUCUCCUUGCAACAAAAGAAUAAAGUCCCAAGUAAGAAUCCAGCCACACAUGUCUCUGGAAAGGAAAGUUCUCCAUGUUUGAGCUGUGCUAUGAUAGUUGGUGAGAAGAGAAAGACGAACGAGUGUUGUGAAAAUUGCACUACGGAAAAUCAAAACAAAUCUGAAGAUGUUAUUGGCAGGGAUGUGGACAACAAUAGAAGAGUAUUCAAUGAUAAUGGGAAUGUAAGAAGGCGAGAAGAGCCGGGAUCGGGGAAGCAGCUCCAUGAAGUUGUUCGUUCUGAAGAAACAUUCCCAAAUGUCAUUACCACGGAUCAUAAGUUGAAUAAAACCCAAGAUGCUGCAGGGAACUCCGGGGAUCUUGAGGUAAAUGAAAAGUCUAGUUUAUGUGAUUCAGGUUCAGAAGGUGCAGUACAACUAGAGACUUCUGAAUUCGCUGGUGUAAAGUUUAACGACUUUGAUAAGCUGAGGGCUGAAGUAAGCUUUGCGGUUGGUCAGACCUGGGCUCUUUAUAGUAAAGCAGAUGGAAUGCCUAGACUGUAUGCUGAUAUCAGAAAAGUUUCAGCUCCUUCUUUUGGGCUUAGGAUCACAUACCUAGAGCCAGAUCCGGAAGAUGAGAAAGAGAUACAAUGGUUUGAAGAAGACUUGCCUGUUUCUGUUGGUAAGGUCAGGUUUGGGAAAAGUCAGAACACAAAAGAUCGUUCCAUAUUUUCUCAUGUAACCCGCUACACAUGCAAAUACGAUGAAGAAAGUGACUAUGGUCGUUUAAGUAUCUCCCCAAGAAAAGGUGAGACUUGGGCUCUAUUUAAGAACUGGGACAUAAACUGGUCUUCUGAGCCAGAUUCUCACCGCAAAUUUGAGUAUGAGUUUGUCGAGAUUUUGUCAGAUUACACUGAGGGAGCUGGUGUAUCUGUUGCAUUCUUGCAUAAAGCAAAAGGCUUUGUAAGUGUGUUCUUUCGAAUGGGAACUGGGGGUGCAGACAUAUCUCAGAUUCUACCUCACAGUUUAUAUCGGUUCUCCCACAGGAUACCUUCCUUCAAACUAACUGGAAUGGAAGGACAAGUUAUACCAAAAGAUGCUUAUGAGCUGGACCAAGCUGCAUUACCAAAUACUAUAGAAGAGAAAAUUGUCCCUUCUCAUCUAUUAGCGGAGCCUAAGUCUAAACCUGAAAAACCUGAAGCUCUCAACUUUCCUAUGAAGGGAAAGGUUUUUCAAACAGGUCAGAUUUGGUCAUUUUACAGCAGUUUCGAUAACUUGCACCCAUCUUACUGUAGGAUUCAGAGGAUCACUUUAACUCAGGCAUUCGAGCAGGAAGCAGAAUUUAAACUAUCUGUAAGUCGGUUAAAGGCUAAUCCUUUCCCGGGGAAUGUCAUUCCGUGGGAGGACAAGAGAAUGCCUGUUGGUUGUGGAACUUUCUCGGUGAGGAAAUGUUUCGAAAUACUCACUCCAGAAGAUAUUUUACAUCAGAUAAAGCCUGACACCUCCAUGGAUGGAAAUGAAUAUACUAUUCUUCCCAAGAUUGGGGAUGUUUGGGCCAUAUACAGAUGCUGGACUUGUGACAAGGAGUUCAAGGACAUGGGUUCAUGCGACUAUGACAUUGUUGAAGUUCUUGAUGACACCUUGGACUAUAAGGUUUUAGCGGUGGAGCCUGUGCUGUUUUCUAAUGAAGAGGAAGAUAAAACAUUCUUCAAAGCAGCUGAGAGUAGGCAUUCUGAUUGCAACGAUAAGAAUGGGUCAGAAGCGAUAUUAACAGUCCCCAAAUCAGAAAUGCUUAGAUUCUCACAUCAGAUUCCUGCUUCCCGGGUAAUCAAGGAGAUUGACGGGGAUUUGAAAGAGCUUUUUGAAGUUAAUUAUAGAGCAUUACCCAAAAACUCGAGGUUUCAAGACCAUUGAGCAAAGGGGAAGUGAGGGAAGGAUUACUUUUUGUUAAGCUUUUGGUGCUCAGUUUGUCAAAAGGUUUGUUCUUUGUAUUAAGAUCUAGGAACUGGUACUUGUAUAGAAUUUCUCCCUGGUUUAAAGCAUUUGCUUCUGAUAUUGGUUCGAAAUAUAUGGAAAAUCAUGUAUUCUGACU
Capsella rubella is the source of this 3476-nucleotide messenger RNA. RefSeq lists its product as uncharacterized. The record is from RefSeq and is a predicted model, not a curated record. The transcript has 2 exons. The coding region runs from base 149 to 3298 and encodes 1049 amino acids. Lineage: Eukaryota; Viridiplantae; Streptophyta; Magnoliopsida; Brassicales; Brassicaceae.